AUGGAUUUCAAAACCACCAAAGAAUCAAAACCAUUUCUCUCACUUUUCCUCUUUCUCCUGUUUUCUUCCAUUUUCCCUCUCUCUUUCUCAGCUGCCAAUAAACCCCUUAACUCCGAUAAGCUCCACCGCCUUGUUUCCUCCGCCGUUUUCCGUCUUCACGGAAAUGUUUACCCCCUUGGGUAUUAUACAGUGUCUCUCAAUAUUGGUUAUCCUCCAAAGCUUUAUGAUCUUGAUAUUGAUUCGGGUAGUGACCUCACUUGGGUUCAGUGUGAUGCUCCAUGUAAUGGUUGCACCAAGCCUCGUGAGCAACUCUAUAAACCAAAAAACAACCUUGUGCAAUGUGUGGACCAAUUGUGUGCCGGAGUGCAUUUAACAUCAAACUAUCAUUGUGAUACUCCGGAUGACCAGUGUGACUAUGAGGUUGAGUAUGCAGAUCAUGGAUCGUCUCUCGGGGUUCUUGUUCGAGACUAUAUCCCUCUUCAAUUCACUAAUGGAUCUUUGCUACGCCCUAAGAUAGCCUUUGGAUGUGGAUAUGAUCAAAAGUAUUCUGGUCCUACCUCUCCACCUGCUACCACAGGAGUUCUUGGCCUUGGCAAUGGCAGGACAAGUAUUUUGUCUCAGCUUCAUUCUCUAGGUCUGAUUCGCAACGUAGUUGGUCAUUGCUUAAGUGGUCGAGGAGGGUUUUUAUUCUUUGGAGAUGAUCUCAUUCCCACAUCAGGAGUUCUUUGGACACCCAUGUUACCUAGCUCUUCAGAAAAACACUACAGUUUAGGACCAGCAGAGCUGCUUUUCAAUGGAAAGCUUACCACUGUUAAAAGUCUUGAACUUAUUUUCGAUAGUGGAAGCUCUUACACUUACUUCAAUUCCAAAGCUUAUCAUGCUAUUGUUGAUCUGGUAAAUAAUGAAUUAAAGGGAAAAGAAUUGACGAGAGCAACUGACGAUCCGUCUCUUCCAAUUUGUUGGAAGGGUGCAAAGUCUUUCAAAUCUGUAAGUGAUGUCAAAAAUUAUUUCAAGCCCUUAGCGUUGAGAUUCAAAAAAGGGAAGAAUUUGCAGAUGCUAAUACCACCAGAAGCCUAUCUCAUUGUCACAAAACUUGGAAAUGUUUGCUUGGGGAUUCUGGAUGGCACUGAAGUAGGACUCGGAGAUCUGAACAUAAUAGGAGACAUCUGUUUACAAGAUAAAAUGGUAAUUUACGACAAUGAGAGGCAGCAGAUUGGAUGGAUUUCUUCUGAUUGCGAUAGGAUACCCAAUAUCGAUCGUGACUUUGAAGGUGAUGCUUUUCCACACCCAUAUGCAGCCAAUUUGGGUAUCUUUGAGGACCAAGGAUGUCCCGCCGCAUCUGAAAUGUCAAACAGAUAUCAGUGA
Vicia faba (fava bean) is the source of this 1365-nucleotide messenger RNA. The record is from the annotation of a GenBank genome assembly. Lineage: Eukaryota; Viridiplantae; Streptophyta; Magnoliopsida; Fabales; Fabaceae.